GUCAUAUUUCGUUAAUCUGUGACGUGAUAUGACGUCGCAAGACCAAGAAAUAUGACGUUCAUUAUUGUCGAAUAUGGAGAAAAUGAAAAUGUAAUUGUAAACCCUGACUGUUCCUGCAAACAUUUUCUGGACUACAUCAGAACACAAUGCAAAAUCAGUCCCACAGAUGUUGUCGACUUGAUCGACGAAAAUGCCUGGGCGUCCGAGCUUUUCACCAAAUCCCCUUCCGAGAAUGUCGUUUCCAUGUUUGUCCCUCGGGGCGUGUACAUCUUGGCAUCUAUAGAGCUGUAUGAAGACAAUUCUAUCAAGAAGAUCACUCCACUGUUACAAGACUGGGAAAAGAAGUACCAGUUUCUAGAACUUUUUUCAUUAUUUUUUUACUUGGAAGGGAAAUUGAAGCACUGGGAUAAAAAGCAACAAAAAAUAGCAGAGGAGAAGGCAGGAGACGUUGUUGAGAUAAUGUCACAGUUAAACACCAAAGAGAUAAAAGAUGGAAAAUUGAACCGGAAGAAAAGUGAAAGGACACCUAGCGCCUCCAGAAAUGGUACAAGGAGGGACACCAAGUCACCGGACGUUAGCUCGACUUCAAAAAAGUCCAAAAAGAAAAAGAAAGUCAGUACAUGAAACUAAAAGAAAAGUCAGUACAUGUAACUCAGGUCAUAUAAACAUGUUUACUGUAAAAAGUUAUGAUUGUAAACAUAACGUUACGGUGUUCUUGACAUUCAUAUAAACUGUGAAUAAAAUUAUCA
Saccostrea cuccullata (small rock oyster) is the source of this 749-nucleotide messenger RNA. RefSeq lists its product as uncharacterized. The coding region runs from base 52 to 624 and encodes 190 amino acids. The record is from RefSeq and is a predicted model, not a curated record. NCBI's taxonomy places the organism in Eukaryota, Metazoa, Mollusca, Bivalvia, Ostreida, Ostreidae. The transcript is spliced from 6 exons.